CCUCGGCUUCCCAGAGUGCUAGGAUUACGGGCGUGAGCCACCGCGCCGGCCUACGGUGACUUUUUUAAAGCAUUAUCACCAGGGACACCUUUCACACCAACCUCCCAUUUCCAAAGUAUAACUUGGACCGUGUUACCGUCAGAGGCUGCACUAUCUCCAGAAAUCAAUACUGUUUUAGAAAUUCUCUCUGUGCCCCAGUUUCCUCACUGAAGUACUCAAACCUACUUCCUACAAUCGUCCUGAUAAUAAGUUAAAGCACGUGAAAGAACUUAGAACAGUGUGCCCCAGUUUCCUCACUGAAGUACUCAAACCUACUUCCUACAAUCGUCCUGAUAAUAAGUUAAAGCACGUGAAAGAACUUAGAACAGUGCCCGGCCCAUAGUAGUUUCUUAAUAUGUUGUAGUUAUUUUAUUAUUAGGCAAAGGUUUCUGAGAAGAAGUGAUGUUUCAUCCUAGGCCCAAAAGAAAAGAAUUUAGUCAAGGAGUAAGGAGGUGGGGAAGAAUUUGCUUGGCAAAGAGAACAACUUGUGCAAGUACCAGAAGGGGAUGAAAGAGCUUGGCAAUGUGCUGGAUGUUAAGUAAUUCAGUGUGGCUGGAACAAAACAUAAGUAGUAUGGAGACAUUAAAUAGUUCAAUAUGCCUCCUGCAAAAAUCUGGGGUGGAGAAGUUAAAGGAAAAGGGACUUAUAAAUGUCAUUAGACACUUCCUUUUUCCUUAAGGCAGAGAUGGCUUCACCACAGGAAAUCCAGGUGACUUCCAACCCAAGGGACACCAUUCUCAUUCACAGUUAUGUGAAUGAUGCUCCCCCCUCCCCCCAACCUUGUUUAUGCAACACAGAAGGAAUCCCUUGGAGUUGAAAGCCAGAAUUCCUGAAAAGCUCCACUGAAAAUUAAAAGAAGAUUGUAUCCAUUUUUAAUGGAAGUUCAGAUGAUACUUAUUAGUUGGAAAUGUGACACUCAUUAUUUCCUUUUUCUUUUCCACCAGAGACUUGGAUUUAUUGUGUCACCUCGUAACUAUGCCCCUCAAAGUCUGUAAUGGUAUUCAGGUGGGAUCCAUUGUCAAAUCAAUGUGUGCUAGUUUAUGUAGUUCAUUAUCAAUUUUAUUAGAAGUCAUCGAAAAUACAAAGUCCAGAGGAUGGUGCAAAACACUUAUUUUUCCCUUGUGAAGUUCAGUCCAUAUCCAGUGAGCCUUGGAUGGCAUUCUACAAUCCCAUGUUGCCUGGUUUUCCUCUCAUACAGAUCCAGUACCCUCCACUGGUGUCUAGCUUGGUCUUUAAGGCAGCUCAGACCUUAGAGACUUCAAAAGAGAGAACUUUCUCUAAUUAACUUGAAUAUUAAUUGUCUCUAUUAGCAUGCUAAGAGAACCUCCCUCCCCAAAGCAGGAGUGAGGAUAGAAAAGAAUGAGGAUAGCUCUUUCAUUCCACAGUAUUUUGUACUUAUCCAACAAUAUGAAGAAGUUGUGGUUCUUUUGAGUUGCAUUUACAAUACAAAUAUCAGCCAUGGCAGAGUGACCUAGCUAUCCCUCAGUCCUUUUUUCUCCAAAUGAAAGUAAAGCUAUUCUGUUUGCUUUAAUUUGCCUCCUCUUUUGCAACCGUAUUUAAUCAUUUUGCAAAUUUGCUUUAGAGAAGAACCAGACUAGCUUGUCAGGCAAGGAUGGCAGCUUCCAUUAUUGUCAUUUCUUUCUUUGACUUGCUAGUGUGAUUUAAAAAAAUAAUUGAAUUACAAAUAUAUUUUAAAUAAGUGUUUAUUUUUAAAAUCUCACAGAGUAAGCUAUAAUUUGCAAUAUAAAAGAUCAUGUACUAUGUCUAAAUGUAAGUUCUGCAUUAGACACCUGUGACUAUUGAUAUAUGAAAAUGACCUGAUUCUGUACAAGAAUAUAGAAUGAUCUGCCACUGUCUGCAAAAUACCAACUAUCUUGGGCUGGCUAGUAAAGCACCUUAUAAUUUUUGCUCAAUGCUGUGGGUCUAUUUUUUGGUUUGGGAUUUGUUGUUCAUCUCUUCCUGAUCUCUCUUUAUUCAUUUUGUCAGAGUAUAUAUAAAAGCCCUACUAUGUGCCAAUUCUAUGGGAAUGCAGUGGUGAAUGAGAUGGACACAGUUUCUGUCCUCAAUGAGAUUAUAGUCAACUGGGAAAUACAAAAAAGUAAAACACUGUGAAAGUGGAGUAGAAUUAGAAACUUAGUAUUGUUCUGUGUGAAUCCAUAUAUGGAUUAGAGUUCAGAAUGGGAAGGACCUACAAUAUCCAGUGUUUCAUAAAAUCUGUACCCACGUUAACCCUGGGCUGUUUCUAGCACUAAGGUUUAUGCAGGCAUUGUGACUUAAAGAAUUUGUGGCCUGCUCUGUGAGUUUGGAUCUACUCUCAAGAGGACCAGGAGAAGGGUCUGUGUGCUCAGGUCCAAACCAGACCCAAUCAGGCAAACAGGGGAAAAUACCUUUACAAUGGAAACUGAGGGAAGGAGAACUAAAUCACCCUUUUAUUUCAUUAAAACAUUUUUUUGACACCAUAUCCUCCCAAAUCCCAUUGUAAUGAUAGUAAAGGUAUCUUCAAAUGGGUCAUGCUGUCAUGUUUUUAAUGUCUAAGAACUCAUUUUGUUCUUUAAUGUUCCUUUUUUAUGGUAUCCUAAUCUUGCUUCGUGGUUACAAUAUCUUCCUUUCUCUUUAUGAGUAUAUUGAUGAAGGUUAUUCUUUUUGGGGCAAGGGAGAAGAAUAACUUCCACUUUGUGUAACCACUAUUCCAAGUUUUUUGGUUUUUUCUGAAUGUUUUGGUCCUUAUCUUCCAUGUUAAAGGCCUUCCUUAGGUGUCUGGUAAUUCAUUGUUUGGGGAGGGUAGAUCUUUGGAAUUUCUGUUUUGGACAUAGUAAGUUUUUAAACAUACUAAUUAGAUAUACAAGUGAAGAUUUUGAAUAAGGCAAUUAGAAGUACAAUUUUGUGCUUAGGAGAGAUUUCUAGGGAAUUAAAUGUAGGUGUGUUGGUAUAUAUAAUUGAUAUCCCAAUGUAAAUAAGUUGGUGAGAUUGCCUUGUAAGUGAAUGUAGGUAGGAAAGAGGUCUGAGGCCUGAAUGCUGGGGCACUCCAACAUUCAAGAAGAGAGGUUCCCAUUGAAGAGAUAAAUUUGGAAGCUGGCAGUAGAGAAAUGGCAUUUGAAGUGAUGACUUUAACCUUGUGAAGAAAAUGUAGGAAAUUAUAGUUUUCCACGGUAACUUGAAAUAGCCAAGUUGUGCAAGUGAAGAGCCUGCUGAAUUCUGUAUCUUUGAAAGGAACACAGGUAAGUACUUUCCUCAUUCUCUCUUUAACUGCUAAAAUAGUCAUAAAACAACCCAGAGAUUUUCAACCAAGGACCAUUUUGCCCUUCCCUGACCAGGGGACAUUUGCCAAUGUUGAGGACAUUUUGUCUUCAGGACUGGGAAGGCUCUACUGACAUCUAGUGGGUGGAGGCCAGACAUACUGCUAAGUGGCCUGCAGGGCACAGGUCCGCUGCUCCUAACAGUCUUUCAGCCCAAAAUGUCAAUAGUGUUGAGGUUGAGAAACAUUGACAUAACCUACCAGUACUAAUUUUUUCUCCCUUCUAUUUGUCACAAGGUGAGGGCAAAAACUCUAAAGGUUUUAAUAUUUGAGAAUGUCAAAUGUUUGUGACCUAAGUUACAUAAGUACUGAUAAUAGUGUGAAAUUUGACCAGAAAGGUUUUUUUUUUUUCCUCCAAAUCUUUGUCACUAUGUUUAUUCCUUCUUGGUGAAAAUGUGAGCCCAUUUAUAGGACUGAGUACAAAACCACAAACACAAAUUGUCCUUUUGUGGCCAACAUUUUUAAACCUGCAUGAGAAGAAUUGACACAAUGCUAAGUAUGCCCUUCAAAUACAGUACUUUUUAUCCUUCAGAUGAUGAAGAAAAUUUUGCUGAGACAAUUGGCCAAAAACUAAAACACAGGUAUGUUGUCUCAGCACCAAAAGAGUUCUAUGUUGGAGCCUCUGAAAAUGUAGUAGUUCAAGUUUAUGGAUACACAGAAUCAUUUGCUGUGACUAUUGCUAUUAAAAGUUAUCCUGAAAAAAGUUUUACGUAUUCUUUUGGCCAAGUUACUGUAUCUCCAGAAAAUAAAUUCCACAAUUCUUCAAGCUUAACUAUACAGCCAAAAGAUUUAUCUGGAGGGCCAAAUGCAGUUUCACAUGUAUAUUUAGAAGUCAUGUCUGUCCAUUUUUCAAAAUCAAUGAAAGUUCCACUACGCUAUGACAAUGGAUUUCUUUUCAUUCAGACAGACAGAUCUGCUUAUACCUCAGAACAGACAGUUAAAGUUAGAGUUUAUUCACUGGAUGAAGACCUAAAGCCAUCUCAAAAAGAAGUUACCUUAACCUUUAUAGAUCCAGAAGGGUCAGAAAUUGCCAUCGUAGGGGGAAAAAAUUAUACUGGAAUUAUUACUUUUCCUGACUUCGAGAUUCCAUCUAAUCCUAAAUACGGUUUGUGGACAAUUAAAGCAAAAUACAAAGAGGACUUCACAACAACAGGAACUGCAUAUUUUGAAAUUAAAAGCCAUGGUUUACAUUUGGUGCAACCACACUUUUCUGUCUCAAUAGAACCAGAAAAUUAUUUCAUUAGCCAUAAACACUUUGAGGACUUCAAGAUUACUAUAAAAGCUAGAUAUUCUUAUAAUAAGAAUGUAACUGAGGCUGAAGUGGCUGUCUUUUUUGGAAUAAAGAAAGAUUUAAAUGAUAGUAGGAAAGAAAGGAUGCAUAAAGCAACACAAAAGACACAGCUGGUUGAUGGAGUUGCACAAAUCAAUUUUAAUACUUUAAAGGCAAUUAAAAACCUGUCAUAUAAAAGUCUAGAAGACUUAAAUAACAAGUACCUUAGUAUUUUUGUGAAAGUACAAGUAAGUACAGGUGGAUUCUUCAAAGAAACCAAAGUAAUUGAUGUCAAAUACGUCCUCUUUCCCUACAAACUGAAUUUGGUUGCUACACCUCUUUUCCUGAAGCCGGGGAUUCCAUAUUCCAUCAAGGUGCAAGUGAAGGAUGUCUUUGCCCAUUUUGUAGGAGGGAUUGCAAUAACCUUGAAAGCAAAAACAGUUAACAAAACUCAGGAGAAAACAGAUGUCGAUCUAAGGAAAGGUACAACAGAUUAUCAUAAUGGAGUAGCUUCAUUUGUGGUUAACAUUCCUACUGAUGUGACAGCACUAGAGUUUCACGUUAGAACUGAUGACCCAGACCUUCCGGAAGAAUAUCAGGCCAGCAGUGACUAUCAAGCAGUGACCUACUCAUCACCCAGCCAAAGCUUCCUUUCCCUUAGCUGGACAGACAAUUAUAAGAGUUUACUUGUGGGAGAACAUCUAAGUAUAACUAUCACACCUAAAAGUCCGUAUGUUGACAAAAUUACACACUACAACUACUUGAUUUCAUCUAAGGGGAAAAUUGUACACUUUGGCACAGAGAAGAAACUCCCAGGUUCAUCUUACCAGCAUUUAAAUGUUUCCGUAACUCAGCACAUGGUUCCUUCGGCCCAUCUCUUGGUUUAUUACAUCAUCAUAGGAGAACAGACAGAAUUAGUGUCUGAUUCAGUCUGCCUAAAUGUUGAAGAAAAGUGUGGCAACCGGCUCCAGAUCCAUCUGUCUCCAAAUAAAGAUGUACAUUCUCCAGGUGAAGCUAUAUCUCUUAUUAUGGAAACUCAAUCAGAAUCGUGGGUAGCAUUAACAGCAGUGGACAGUGUUAUAUAUGGCAUCCAAGGAAGGAGCAAAAAUCCCAUGGAAAGAGUGUUUCAAGCUUUAGAUAAAAGUGACCAGAGCUAUGGAGCAGGUGGUGGCCGGAACAACGCUGAAGUGUUCUACUUGGCAGGACUCACUGUCAUCACCAAUGCAAAUGCAGAGGACUUGCAACAAAAUGAUGGAUCAUUUAAGAAAAUUCGCAGAUCAAGAAGAGAAUGGAAAGAGAAAAUAGACAAUCUAGCUUCCCUAUUCAAACACCCUGUGGUCCAGAAGUGCUGUUAUGAUGGAGCCCAUCAAAGUGAGGACAGCUGCCAACAGAGAGUUGCGCGGGUUACCAUUGGCCCAAGGUGUUCCAACGCUUUCUUUCAGUGCUGUAUCCUGGCAUGUGAGCUGAGGAACAAGACUUCUUACAAAGAUGCAGACAUGGGCAGAAUGGGUUUACCAAACAUGCAACGAGUUGAAAGCAGCAAUUUUUUAGAAAACUGGUUAUGGGAAGUAUAUCAUGUACCUAAAAGGCAUCAGCUGGUGUUUUUGCUACCUGAUGUUGUAAAUACUUGGGAAAUUCAAGGUGUUGGCAUUUCAGAUAAAGGUCUGUGUAUUGCUGAUAUGCUGCAGUUACAGGUAUAUAAAGACCUGGUUAUGAAUUAUAAUAUUAUAAGAGUCAAUUAAAAAGGACACUUUCCAACAUCAGAACUCUAGAAAUCCUCGUAAGUAGAGCUGAAUUUUAGCUGUCCACAUUGCUGCCCUUGAACUUCGGUACAGCUAAGUCUCAAGUCUCCCAAGGAAAUGGAAAUUGCAUGGGACUUCCAAGAAAGCUACUCAAAGAGAGUUGAUUCAACAGGGAGGUGUCUCUUUUUUGCCCUCUUUUUGUAGCCCUCAACUCAGAAACAACGGUUGGCAUUCCAGCAGCUCUCUUGGACUAUUAAAUAACGCAGAAGAUGACAAUCAGGUGCUAGGAUAGUGAAACAAAAUUAUAAUAGCCCCUGCCUCUGAUGAUAUGUGGAGCCACCGUUCUAGACCUUGACUGCUCACCACUAGAUUUCUUUUACAUGAAAGAGAGAUGAAUAUUUAUCUCAUUUAAGAAACAGUUAUUUUGAUUGUUAUGUAAAGUAUAAUCUAAUUUUGAUUAAUACAAAUUCAUUUUAAGACUCUUUUUAUUGGUUCUAGGAAGUAAAAUAUGUGAGCAUGAGUUUAUUAAAUGCAUUUGGUUUGCUAUUCCCAAUCCCAGCUUCAUUUCAUCUUUCCAACUCUUAACUUUGUCCUGCUUUCUUCACCCACCUAUCUUAAAUAUUGUCUUGUAUUCAUUUUCUUUAAUUACAUAAGCAAUACAUCAACCUGUACUUGUAAAAAAUUUAGACAAUACUUCUAUAUGUAGAUUAUACAUAUUUUCUUUCUCAUUAGCAUGCUUUUUCCCAUCCAUGGAACCAGGCCAAUCUGCACAAUGCCAGCCCACAGAAAUCCAGGUCACCAAAGAGCCGGUUUGUCCAAGGAUCAACUGCUGAAUGUCCACCUCACUGACUAUGCCAAAGUUAUGGAUUGGAAUGUAGACCAGCUUUAUUAAGAAUCUUUUUGACAUCUUUGAUAGAAAUAUUUCUAUGUGGAUUUUUCAGUCUAUACUAAUUGAACCCUAUUUAUUUAAAAUU
Messenger RNA from Microcebus murinus (gray mouse lemur), 7320 nucleotides. The record is from RefSeq and is a predicted model, not a curated record. Lineage: Eukaryota; Metazoa; Chordata; Mammalia; Primates; Cheirogaleidae.